AGGUUGAAGUAUUGUAUAUGACCAGCUCACAAAGAAAUGCAAGAAGAAUAUCAGGGAAAUGAAAAACUGUUCGACAACGGGCAUGAAAUGCAAGAUGAGGAUCUGCAAGAGGAUCUCCUCUGCGACGGCGAAAUGACUGAGGCCGACGAUAUGGAGCAUCCUGAAAUGCAGUAUAUCACCACAACCGACAAGCAGGAUGAUGAUCCUACAAGAAGAGUGAUAAAGCCGAGAAAACGACGUAGAGGGCCGGAUGAAAGUCCAUGCUUGGACAAUGAGAUCGAUUAUACUGCUACUAACUACUAUCAUCGAUAUAAGAACAAGUCAUACGUACGACGCAAUGACGUGGGAAAGUAUUGUCAAGUUUGCAAGGCAAAGCGGUUAGGUGGAAAGUCGCGUGGGCUUCCAAGUGAUCUACAGCUUCGGAAGCUCUGGAUCUUACGAUUCAACCUCGAGCCUGAAAGAGCCGCUGAGCUUUGGGUCAAAGAUGCUUUCUCCGACAAUGCUCACAGUGGAGAAGUUUGCUCGAUUCACUUUCCACAAGUCAGUGAAUCCUAUCGCAACUCUCGUGAUGUGCUGCCCAUUGACAUGAGGGACCCGCAGAUGGUUGGAGAAAACGCAGACGAUGUCGAUUUUGGCAGCAUGAUCCUGACAUGCGUUUACUGUAACGCGCAAAGACCACUAAGAUCAAUGAUACCUUUUGCUAGAGCGAGAUUUCGCCGUCGUAGGUGGAUAAGCGCGCUGUGUGACGGUGAUGUUCAGGCUGAGGGGCAUUUGCGUGAAGCGUUGAAGAAUGGUGCCACGAAAUUUUUGUGCGACUGGCAUUUUGCCGAUAGUUGCUUCUCGAUCAACACAUAUGGAGAAUGGAAGUUAAAGAAGGAUGCUUUGCCAAAUCCUGUCCUAGAAGAGAAUGAACGAACAAGCUUGCGCAUAUACAUGAUCAAUCAUGUUGAUUCAACUAUACAACGGAAUGACGAGCUGCGUCGAAGGAGGUUGAAUUUUCUAAUGCUCCGGAAACACGCCAAAGAGAAGGAACGGAUGGAUCGAGAAAAUUCGAGGGCCAUAUAUGAUCGAAUGCGACGAACGUUUCCGCGCUUGCCGCAAGAUCAGAGACCCGCCAGGCACGCCGAGUAUGCGGAACCUCCUCCCAAUUACAUAGUGAGCAACGGGAGGAGGCUAGCUCUAGUGAGUGGCUCUCAUCCUCCGCAGUAUAUCGAAGUCGAUCCCGAGAUGCCCAUGUUGUACCCGGAUGAAGGAGUCGGGCCAAGUGAAGAAUACUAUCAGGACCCGAGCACAUCCCAAGAUGGCGUCAAAGAAGACAUCGAUGAAGUGGUGGAAGGGGAUAUCCCUUACUCUGACGAUAGCGAUGCUGAAAUCGAAGUUAUACGCAAGCUGCAAAGAACGGUCGAUGUGGCGGUGUCAGAGGCUCGUGAAUGUGUAUUCUGCCAUGCUAUAUCAGCAUACGACAAAAGAAAAGUGGGAAGUCGGAUACGAACGUGGCCUUAUGAUGAUGUGAAGCAUGAAAAAUUCCUCUUGUUUCUGGCAUGGCCGAAAGAGGUGGAAGAUGAAAUUCGUCGAUUAUGGGUAAAGAGACGGAUAGAACCCCUCAAUGCCCUAUCCAGUACUAUUUAUCAUUAUCCAAGUCUGAGUGUUUGUCAACGGCAUUUGGACGAGGCUGGAAUUGCACGACAGUAUGAAGCUUGGCUUGCUCGAUAUUGUGUCCUAUGCGAUGAAGAGUUACCUGAUGAGAAUUUGCUCCUUCCUUUCCCAGUGGAUAAGCCUAGCAGAGUUGCUUGGGCAAAAAGUCUGUUUUCUAAGAAACCUCUCAGCAAUCUGGUGCUGAAACAACAACAGUGGUUGUGUGAGAGGCUAACGCGGGAAACAGCUACUCACUAUCGACUGUGUCUUUUCCAUUUCCAUAAGUCAAGCUUUACCGUGCUCAACGAAUGCAUCGAUUUUGAUCAGACUUCGCAACCGCUGAGUUUGAAUAUUUGCCAGUACGCCAGAAUUCCCCGAGGUCCUCAAGGAGUUGUGAAGUGUCCUCUUUGUGAUACAUGGAAUGUUGAAUCCGAAAUGACAGAGAUUCGUACGCCUAACGGACAAGCUGAGCGCAACUUUUUGGUGGAAAUGCUUAUCAGCGUCGAGAAGGCGACGUUACGAAAAGGCGUUGACAAAUUAUGUGCGGAAGCAUCUACAAUAUGCAAAGCCCACAUGCCAGAUGAGGACCCUUAUGAACUAAUAGCAGAGCGAGAGCUUGUUGCCUCAAUAACGGUACAGUGCGUGGCUUGUUCAGCAAGCGAUUUGGCCCAGAACAUGACUCCAUUCCCGCACGAUCCAGCUAAGCGGAUUAUGUGGGUGGACUCGAUGUCUCGCCGACGUGGGAACCGUCUUCGUCUUUUGAAUCGGCUAUCAUUGGAAGGCCGUCACUACAUCUGUCCAGCACACUUCCACCCAAAUGCUCUUCGGUACAUACCCGGCCUCGGUAUCUUCAAAAAAUUCUAUUUCUUACCGAUACCAGAUCCAAAUGAACAGCCACUCACCCGUGUUCCAGAGCAACAUGAGGACGACUAUGUGCCUUUGCUUAUUGAUGGAAUAGAUAACAGCAAGGUGGAUUGGCAUCUGAGUUAUGACAAAGUUCGAGAACUUGUGGGUGAAGUGGUUGAUGAUAUACAGGAGCAGUUUGAGGAACACCCUGAUGAAGCCCCUGUGGUGUAUACAGACCGUGAGCAAGAAGCGCGACAGCAAGAGCAAGAAGAAGAAAAUAUUGUGGUAGACGAAGUGGAGUAUGAACCCUUUGAGGAAGCGGAUCUAAACAUUGAACGACCGGGUUCACCUCAUAUUAUUGCUGAUGAUAUCCCUGCAGCGGACAGAGAAGAAGUUGUUGUUACUGAUGAAAUUGAAUAGGCCCUAGCUUUCAAAUGAUAAGUUUUAACUGCUUGAUGUACCAUAUAAGUUUUAAUUGCUUGAUGUACCAUAUGUGUGUCUUAAGAGAGCAUGUUAUUCGGUUUUAUGAGCGUUCUGAACAGCGCUGAUCAUAGACUUGUUAUAUCUGUUUGUUGACUGAUCUGCGAUAAAUCAUGAAUCAAG
This is a messenger RNA of Cylicocyclus nassatus, 3084 nucleotides long. NCBI's taxonomy places the organism in Eukaryota, Metazoa, Nematoda, Chromadorea, Rhabditida, Strongylidae. The record is from the annotation of a GenBank genome assembly.